CCGAACAGAUGCAGAAGGCACAAGAGCAGACCCAAGAGUCGAGAUGGAUUCCUCAAGGCACCUUCUUCUCGCAAAACUGCCUCGCCUGUUCGGCACCAAGACGGUGGACUGGCUGCCAGGACUAAGGGUCGUUCCUGGGCUGGUUCCACGUGUUUUGAUCCAAGGAGACGUUCGUGCCGGCUUUAGGUGUUCUCUCGUCCACUUGGAUGGAUCCGCAAGGGAAGGGAAGGCUCGCGCCGCAUUCCCUCGCAGAUCUGUUGCAUUUGCCAAAGAUUGAGUACAUCUAUACGGACGAUCUCGAGUCCAUAUAUGACGACGUUGACGACGAGAUUGUGUGGGAGAGCGCCACUGGCAAGGGAACGUCAACCGUCUAACACAUGUGCCUACACGACUGCGGUGAAUUGCCAGGAGAGUUAUUAAGAGCCAUGGGCGAAGCACCGGAGAGGCUCACUUCUAUGUCGUUUCGAGGGGGCAGCAAGUCGAAGGGGAAUCUCGACGACUUCGACAUGCUCGUCCAGGGCUUGGCCAAGGCGCAGAAUGAUUCCCUAGAAUCUUUUAUGCUCUAUGGGUAUACGCCUAUGAAUAUAUUUGACCGCAUUCACGGAUGCCGAUCUAGCAUAUUCCAUCCCGGUGAGCUAGAGGGCAAGGCGAAGGUGUUGAAGAACUUCACACUGGAUUGGGAAGAUAUAAAAAUGGAAUCCGGGGAGUAUGAGAACAUCGACACUCCAGAGGAAUGGAAGGGUUAUGUGUCCAAGUACUAUCCAAGAAGCCUCGAAACCGUGAUUCUAAUCGACUUUGUCUAUUUCGAGGGAGAUGGGGAAAACAGGGAUCGUGAUGAUCUGGAGAAGGUGGAAACGAUGCUCAUCGCCAUGAUCGAGUCAAAGAACUUCCCUAAGCUAAGGCCUUCUAUCUCAAGGAGUGCGAAAGGGGGCGGGACACCUCGUUGCAAUCGAUCGAGAGAUCGCAUGGUAGGGGUUCAAAAGCUCAUGAAGCUGUGCACAAAACAUAACAUUGACGUUCGUAUAGUCACGAAUCAAGCUAAGCCGCUGCAUUCAAUAGAGGUCCCCGAGGCCCUCGAUAAGUACGAUUUGAUCACAGGGCCGUUCGCGGGGAAGAGGCCAUACGACUGCGUAUUCAAUGUCUACACUGGGCGCAGAGAACACCCCAGAUACGAUAAACGAAGCGAAGACGAAGACGAAGACGAAGACGAAGACGAAGACGAAGACGAAGACGAAGAGGUUACAAGCAGCGAACGGGGACGCCGCAGAAGCCAGCAGUAAACAGCGUCGUGGCCAUCGUCACCGUAGUCGACUGGCACCAACCACGAACCAACCCUCAGCCACUGCGACUAACUGGACUAAGGAAUAACGAAGUCGACUAGUGAUUAGGUGGGUUCAAAACAACUCACACUCACACCCAUUACUCUUUCUGUCUGAC
Messenger RNA from Aaosphaeria arxii CBS 175.79, 1437 nucleotides. RefSeq lists its product as uncharacterized. The coding region runs from base 378 to 1280 and encodes 300 amino acids. Lineage: Eukaryota; Fungi; Ascomycota; Dothideomycetes; Pleosporales. The record is from RefSeq and is a predicted model, not a curated record. The transcript has 2 exons.